Messenger RNA from Bacillus rossius redtenbacheri, 2735 nucleotides. RefSeq lists its product as uncharacterized. The record is from RefSeq and is a predicted model, not a curated record. The transcript has a single exon. Gene Ontology annotation, molecular function: transmembrane transporter activity. NCBI's taxonomy places the organism in Eukaryota, Metazoa, Arthropoda, Insecta, Phasmatodea, Bacillidae. Gene Ontology annotation, biological process: transmembrane transport. Gene Ontology annotation, cellular component: membrane. Bases 6 to 1259 code for a protein of 417 amino acids.
CAGCAAUGUCACGCCUGGAAGUGCGCCAGGGCGUGGUGUUUGCGAGCGUGUGGCUCCUGUACGCGACCACGUACCUCCUGCGCAAGCCGCUGGGCGUGGUGAAGGGCGACCUGGGUCGCGACCUGUCGCUCAGCAGGCUGCAGCUGGGCUGCUUCGACACCGCCAUCCUGCUGCCGUACGCGCUGGUGCAGAUGUGCUGCAGCCGCGUCGCCGACGUCGCCAGCCCGCGCUGCACGGUCACGGCGUGCCUGUUCCUGGCGGGCCUCUCCGUGCUGACCUUCGGCUGGUGGAGCCGGUACGGCGUGCUGCUGGCGCUGCUGGCCGCCAGCGGAGCGGCCCAGGCGCCCGUGUGGCCCGCCUGCUGCAAGUGCCUCUCCGCCUGGUUCCCCGACCACCUGCUCAACACGGUGUUCGGCCUCGUCUCCACGUCUGUGUACGGGGGCAGCAUCGCGGCGACGGCUCUCGCCUCCUACCUGCACGCCACGUACGGCUGGCGACUGGUGUUCCUCCCGCCGGCCGUCGCGGCCACGGGCCUGGCGCUGCUGGCCUGGCCGCUGCUGAGACUGCCCAGGGACCUGGGCGUGGCCGUGCCGGGCAAGACCGCCGCCGGCGCCGCCAGGACGGAGCUGUCGCUCGCCCGGCUGUGGUGCCUGCCCGUCGUCCCCCAGCUGGCCUUCGCGAUGCUGUCGCUGAAGCUGGUGCGCUACGCCGUGUACCUGUGGCUGCCCGUGUACCUGAUGCAGGCCCUGGGGCAGUCGGCGGCCACCGCGGGGCUGCUCAUCUCGCUGUUCGACGUGGGCGGGAUCGUGGGCAGCGUGCUGCUGGGCCUCGUGGCCGACAGGCACGCCUCGCUCCUGCACACCUGGCUGGCCGUCGUGGCCAGCUCCUUCUCCGUGCUCGCCUUUCUCUUCACGGCCGGCCGGGGGCCCGUGCACAACGGGGCGUGGCUCCUGGUGACGGGGUUCUGCGUGUGCGGGCCGGACGCCCUCCUGGGGGGCUCCGUGGCGGUGGCCGUGGGCGAGCGCGACGGCAGGAACUCCGGCGCGGCCGUCGCCGGGCUGGUGAACGGCUUCGGCAGCCUCGGGGGCGUGAUUGAGGGACCGCUGGUGGGGUUUGUGUCUGAUGCCUACUCCUGGAACACCAUGUUCCUGCUGUUGGUGGUGCUCCUGUCAGCCUCCUCGUUCUGCAUCCUGCAGGCCUUCCUGAUCCAGAGGAGACAGGAACCGGUGCGCUACGUGCCGCUGCGCAGCGGCGUCUGACUGUCUCUGUGACUUCGAAGUCUACCGCCUUCGCACUAAUAUAUUGCCAAAUGAAUCAGUGAUAGUUGGAUAACUGGAAACUGGGCUAAGGGAAUUAUUAAUUUUUAUUUAGCAGAUUUAAUUAUCUUGUUGGAAAGAAAACACAUGGUGAAUUUGUGAAUCUUACACACUGGUACAACGAUUUUGCUAGUUUAGCUUUUUUUUUUGGUAAGUCUCAUUUGAUUUUAGUGUGCCGAAAUAUAGUUUUACUUUUAUUGUGUUUAAUGUAAACAAAUUAUGUGUCUUAUGCGUUUUAGGAAGUAUUUAUGGAAAAAAUAGCACCUGUGAACUGAUUGCAAGAGAUUUUUGGUGUAUUUAAUAGAUAAAAACGUAAAUUCUUGUCGAACACAUAACAUUAAUGUUAUUCCAUUGAUACAUUUGAGAGUGUUAAACGGUGCUCUAUCAGCAGUUUCUGCAGACCACCCACUAAGUGAGCACAAUGAGGGAAAUAUUUAUCAAGUUGCACAACUGUCGCUGCUUGUUAGGAAAAAUUAAUAAUACUAAUACAAUAGCAAGAUUACUAAAGCAUGUAGCUUAAUGUGAAAGCUGAACAUAUUACAAUUUUUGCCCUUCUCUAACAUAUAACUAAACAUCUUUUCAAAAGCCUUGAAAAAGGACUGUUGUAUAAAUUUCGAAACACAGGAAUUAGUAUUUUUCUGUUAAAUGUAUUAAUAUUUAGCACUAACUGCACUAAGAGUUUUAAAAUUUAGUCAAAAGAACUUUGCUGUCUCUUUCCUGUUUUAUGUACAUACAGCUUAAAUGGACAAUGCAAUUUUAAUUUUAACUAUUGUGUGUACGUGGUAGAGUCAUACUCUUCUCUGUAUGUAUAGUGAAAAUACAGCUUCAUUUUAACAAACGUAAGAAAGAUGACAAUUUAGUAUCUGUACGAGGAUUCCCCUUUGUUAAAUGCGCUCUACCCCUCUCAGAACAAACUUCUAGUUGGGAGGGAGUGAGAGAGAGCAGUGUGGCUGUUUGGACGGAACAGAGGCCUGGUUCUUGACGCUUUGGAAUAAUUCCUCUAGAGCAACGAGUGUUAGAGAACAUUGAAAUGCCUAUUCUCGAAACUGCUAUCAGAAUCAACAUUGUCGGGUUAAAGAAGUGUCUCUUUGGAAAUGUGGCAUCGUUGUUUUUAGUGUUGAUGUCGCUUUUACAAGGCCAGUCACAAUCAGGAAAGGGGCAUUAACCACAGAAGUGUGUUUAUGUUUCUCUUUCUCUCUUCAUCUCUGUUCUCUUGUUAGUAAAUGUGGAAGUUUUGUUUGUGUGUGUAUGUUAAAAGUUUGUAUACUGCUAAAAGCUUCCAACAAAACUUCUCUGCCCUAGCUUCCAUGCUUAUAACCUAUGCCACAAUACUUUACCCACAGCAUCUGCAAUGCAAAUGUUAGCUUCAUUUCUUGUGGCAAUAAGUACUAUGAAAACAUAAAUAUUUAUGAAACUUCA